Hemibagrus wyckioides is the source of this 1569-nucleotide messenger RNA. RefSeq names its product myoglobin (gene mb). Gene Ontology annotation, molecular function: oxygen binding; heme binding. Gene Ontology annotation, biological process: oxygen transport. The coding region runs from base 123 to 566 and encodes 147 amino acids. Gene Ontology annotation, cellular component: extracellular exosome. NCBI's taxonomy places the organism in Eukaryota, Metazoa, Chordata, Actinopteri, Siluriformes, Bagridae. The record is from RefSeq and is a predicted model, not a curated record. The transcript has 4 exons.
GGUGGUGAGGGGACAAACUUUUGUCAGGACACUAUAUAAACCCCGAUGUCAGGUAUCAGUGGCACUGCGAGAAAAAUCUGAAUAACUUUCUCAACUGAGCUGAAAACUACACUGACCUGAUAAUGGGUGACUAUGAUGCAAUUCUGUCCAUCUGGGGCAAGGUGGAAUCCAACUAUUCUGACUAUGGAGGAGAGAUCCUGACCCGUCUGUUUGUGCAGCACCCUGAAACCCAGCAGCUCUUCCCUAAGUUUGCGGGAAUCCCACAGGCUAGUCUGCCAGGAAACACGGCAGUUGCUGCACAUGGUGUUACUGUCCUGCAGAAACUGGGCGAGCUGGUCAAGGCAAAAGGAUCGCAUACUGACCUCCUGAAACCACUGGCUACAACCCACGCCAAGCAACACAAGAUCAAGCUGAACAACUUCAAGCUGAUCAGUGAGAUCAUCGUGGCGGUGUUCGCCGAGAAGGCCGGCCUCAAUGCCGCCGGACAGGACUCUCUGAGGAGGGUGUUGAAUGCCAUCAUCAGCGACAUUGGCUGCUUCUACAAGGACAUGGCCUUCGAAGGCUAGACGACCUCCGACCCCCUGGAGACCCUGCCAUCACUGGGGCCAAUUACAUGGGUGUUUAUUUAGCCAGUGGGAGUAGAGCAUAAUCAAGGCAUUUAUGAUUAUUACUAUUUCUGCAAAGCGAUUGUUUUAAGCUCAUAUAUAGUAGCGUGCUAUAGCUGUGGAGUAAAAUCUUAAACUCAACCUGGAGAAGAUGAUGAAAUGAAAAAGAAACAAAAGUAAAGGUCAAUGAAUGAUUUCAAAUGAAUGAGUCCAAAAAAGCCAGAGUGUCUGAUCUGAUCUGUUUUGUAAAAGAAAUAAUAAAUCAGAUUUCAAUACUUCUCUUCUAAAACACUGUUGGACUGUUUUCGUAUGGGCUCGAGUCGUCCCGGGUGCCAUCAGCCAUGUGACGUUUACACCGCCGCCUGUGGGAAGCCAUACAAAUUCAGAGAUUUUCAAAAAUGUGUUUUUUGGUUGUUUUUCUUUUGCUUAAUAAGAUUUUUAGAUUAACGCAUAAGAAGCUUUGCUAAAUCAGUUUGCCGUAACGUCCGUGUGCACAGAAAGCAUCCGGCGGCCUUCUAAGAAACGACACAACUGUUCCAAUUGUUCUCACGUUAAUCUUCAGUCAGGUCCAGAUCGAGCAAAGCUAAAACAAAAACCUGCAAAAGCAAAUUGGUUUUGCGAAGAGGCAAAGAGCGACGGAAAGACGGAUAGAGUCGCGCGGUAAACACUACUAGUAGCGUGGGUAUGAACAAAGCGAGCACGGCUGAUGGACGAAGGUCAUUUCAUUCAAUUAUGUUUUUUUUACAAACACAUUUUAUUUCACUUUGGCACGCUCCAUCAUAUUAACGAUCUCUGCUUGGCGCUUAUUUCAUCAGAAUGUAAUGGAAAAGAAUAGUAGUGUGUCUGGGUUAGUGCUAUCCUGCUGGUGUAUAUCUCUCUCCCCUGCCGUAUCACUAAAAUGCUUCGUUGUGUGAUUAACCAGUGAUCAUUAAUAAAAUUCUCCUCGCUCACAACAACAAAAAAA